AUGGCUCCAAUGUUAUUGACCCGCACCGCCCAGGUCCUGGUACCUGUUGCUGGCCAAGUAAUGAGUGUUCUCAUUACGAUGGUUGCCCUCACUGCCAUCACGUCGUUUAUCACUCAAAGAACACUAGCCAUCAAGGUCUGGGGGAGACUUCCCUACAUCGUCUGGCUUGUGUUCGCUAUCAACAUUGAUUCGUAUCUAUUCGUCUUUACAACAGCUUUGCUACAGCAUGCUUUUGGUGUCAAUUACAGUAAACAGUUGUGCGAGGGAGCUAUUUUACUUUGCCUUGCCUGUUAUGUCACAACCAAGUUAAUUUAUCUCUUCCUGGUGGAGAAAGCCCACAUUAUCCGCGGCACGACGAAGAAGCGACUGAAAUCCAAGCUAUACUUGUUCAACUCUUUCGGUAUCAUGAGCGUCUUCAUCAUUGUCAUUAUAUUAAAUUUCAUCUACCGAAUCGUACGAAUGGAACAAGGCCAAUGCUUUAUCGGGAUGGAAGGUGUCGGUAUUAUACCGCUCAUCACAUUCGACUCCCUUGCCAACACCUACCUGACCCUUCUGUUCCUCGUCCCGCUAAGGAAAAUCUACAAGUUCAGGAAACUGGCACGAACCCAAGCAAAUCAUCACCUCCAAAAUGUCGCCCUCCGAACGUUUAUCGGAGCGCUCUGCACUCUCAUCAGUAGCGUCACAAACCUUACCGUGCUGAUGGCGUUAAACGGAGAGCCGGGCUGGGUCUGCCUCAUGUGCUGCAACUGUGACGCCACGUGGAUAUCUCGAGAUGGCCUACCAAUCCCCCCAUUCCCCAAUUGGAAGCAAGUCAGCGGCCGGGCUAAUCAGUCCUCACUUGUAGUCCUCUUCUCAGCUGCCGUCAUCCACUGGGUCACGUCCAAGGACAACGCCGGCACCUCGGGCAGCCUCUCGUCCCACGGCGGCGCUGGCAACGGCGGCUGCCCCGAGAACGGCGGCACCCCUCCCCGAAGGCACAACGGCCAGAGCGGCUCCGACACCGAGCCCCCGCCCUCCUCGACCACCAUGGACGAGAUCGCCCUCGUCACGGCGGCCAGGCCGAGCAGCCGCCGCCACUCCGACCUCGACGACGACUUCGACGACGAGUCCUGCAGCCAGGCCGACGCCGUGCUCUCCAAGGCCGCCAACCCCAAGGGCACCGUCGUCGUCACCACCACCAUCAAACGCGAGAGCAGGCCCAACGGCGCCGGCAACAAACCCCUCAGCGGCGGGAGCAUAUCUAUCGGCGACAACUGCUACCAGCACUCGCCCCGGACGACGAUGGUCAGGGGAGGAGACGGGUUCUCCAACCCGCAGACGAGGAUCAGCGGAGGGUCACCCCAGAGCCAACGCUGA
Messenger RNA from Clonostachys rhizophaga, 1356 nucleotides. The record is from the annotation of a GenBank genome assembly. NCBI's taxonomy places the organism in Eukaryota, Fungi, Ascomycota, Sordariomycetes, Hypocreales, Bionectriaceae.